GAGAGAGGAAGAAAGAGGCAGAAAGGGCGUGUUUCUGGCGCUGCGUUUCCCCUCCCCUUUCCCAGGUCCCUCGCCCGGGCGCUGCGCUCUCUCGGGCUGCAGCUCUCUCCGGGCGAAGCUGGAAAUUGGGUGGGAUUCUACGGAGCAGCCCCGCCGCCGCCGCCGCCAGCACAGCCGCUUGGAGGGCGGGGGUUCCCUCCGUCCGCGGCUCGGGCGCCCCCAGCCUCGCCGCGCUCUCCGCCUCGCUCUUCCCGGCGUCGGGUCGGGAGAAGCCGGCAGUGUCGGGAGCCUCCAGCCCGGGAGCCGACCCGCGCCCCGCGCCCGCACCCGCCGCCCCCGGCCGGGGCCCCGGAGGGGCGCCCCUCCCCUCCCCCUCCGGCGCGCGGGGGCCCGGCCCGCUUCCGCCCUCGGAGCGGCGCGCCCGGCCCCGGCCGCCGGCCCGGGGAGCGCCAGCAUGGGCUCGCGGCGCCUGCCCGGGCUCUGCCUGCUCGUCCUGCUGGUCCACGCCCGCGCCGCCCAGCACAGCAGAGCCUUGCAAGAUGUGGAUGAGUGUGUGGAGGGGACCGACAGCUGCCACAUUGAUGCCCUCUGCCAGAACACCCCCCGGUCAUACAAGUGCAUCUGCAAGUCUGGCUACACAGGCGACGGGAAACACUGCAAAGAUGUGGACGAGUGCGAGCGAGAGGAUAAUGCGGGCUGUGUGCACGACUGUGUCAACAUCCCUGGCAAUUACCGAUGCACCUGCUACGACGGAUUCCACCUGGCACAUGAUGGGCACAACUGUCUGGAUGUGGACGAGUGCGCCGAGGGCAACGGGGGCUGCCAGCAGAGCUGCGUCAACAUGAUGGGCAGCUACGAGUGCCGCUGCCGGGAGGGCUUCUUCCUCAGCGACAACCAGCACACCUGCAUCCAGCGGCCCGAAGAAGGAAUGAACUGCAUGAACAAGAACCACGGCUGCGCUCACAUUUGCCGGGAGACACCCAAAGGGGGUAUUGCCUGUGAAUGCCGGCCUGGCUUCGAGCUCACCAAGAACCAACGGGACUGUAAAUUGACGUGCAACUAUGGUAACGGUGGCUGUCAGCACACAUGCGACGACACAGAGCAGGGUCCCCGGUGCGGCUGCCAUGUCAAGUUUGUGCUCCAUACCGACGGGAAGACAUGCAUCGGGGAAAGGCGGCUAGAGCAGCACAUCCCCCCUCAGGCCGUUUCUAAUGAGACCUGUGCCGUCAACAACGGGGGCUGCGACAGUAAGUGCCACGACGCGGCGACAGGCGUCCACUGCAGCUGCCCCGUGGGCUUCAUGCUGCAGCCGGACAGGAAGACCUGCAAAGACAUAGACGAGUGCCGCCUGAACAACGGGGGCUGCGACCACAUUUGCCGCAACACGGUGGGCAGCUUUGAAUGCAGCUGCAAGAAGGGCUAUAAGCUUCUCAUCAAUGAGAGGAACUGCCAGGAUAUAGACGAGUGUUCCUUUGAUCGAACCUGUGACCACAUGUGUGUGAACACGCCGGGAAGCUUCCAGUGCCUCUGCCAUCAUGGCUACCUGCUGUAUGGCGUCACCCACUGUGGGGAUGUGGAUGAGUGCAGCAUCAACCGGGGAGGUUGCCGCUUUGGCUGUAUCAACACUCCUGGCAGCUACCAGUGUACCUGCCCCGCGGGCCAGGGCCGACUGCACUGGAAUGGCAAGGAUUGCACAGAGCCUGUGAAGUGUCAGAGCAGUCCUGGUGCCUCGAAAGCUAUGCUCAGCUGCAACCGCGCUGGCAAGAAGGACACCUGUGCCCUGACCUGCCCCUCCCGGGCCCGGUUUUUGCCAGAGUCGGAAAAUGGCUUCACGGUGAGCUGUGGCACCCCCAGCCCCAGGGCCGCUCCAGCCCGAGCUGGCCACACCGGGAACAGCACAAAUACCAACCACUGCCAUGAGGCUGCAGUGCUGUCGGUUAAACAGCGGGCCUCCUUCAAGAUCAAGGACGCCAAAUGCCGUUUGCACCUGCGAAACAAAGGCAAAAUGGAGGAGGCCAGCAGAAUCCUGGGGCCAGGGGCCGCAUCCUGCUCCGACUGCCAGGUCACCUUCAUCCACCUCAAGUGUGACUCCUCUCGGAAGGGCAAGGGCCGCAGGGCCCGGACCCCUCCAGGCAAGGAAGUCACUCGGCUCACCCUGGAGCUGGAGGCAGAGGUCAGAGCCGAAGAAACCACAGCCAGCUGUGGGCUGCCCUGCCUCCGCCAGCGGAUGGAACGGCGGCUGAAAGGGUCCCUGAAGAUGCUUAGGAAGUCCAUCAACCAGGACCGCUUCCUCCUGCGCCUGGCGGGCCUGGAUUAUGAGCUGGCCCACAAGCCGGGCCCGGGAGCUGGGGAGCGAGCUGAGCUGGCGGAGGCCUGUAGGCCGGGGCAGCACCGCGCGGGGGCCAAGUGUGUCAGCUGCCCGCAGGGAACGUAUUACCACGGCCAGACGGAGCAGUGUGUGCCAUGCCCAGCGGGCACCUUCCAGGAGAGAGAAGGGCAGCUCUCCUGCGACCUUUGCCCUGGGAGUGAUGCCCACGGGCCUCUUGGAGCCACCAACGUCACCACAUGUGCAGGUCAGUGCUCACCGGGCCAGCACUCUGUGGAUGGGUUCAAGCCCUGCCAGCCAUGUCCCCGUGGCACCUACCAACCUGAAGCGGGGCGGACUCUGUGCUUUCCGUGUGGCGGGGGCCUCACCACCAAGCACGAGGGGGCCAUCUCCUUCCAAGACUGUGAUACCAAAGUCCAGUGCUCCCCGGGGCACUACUACAACACCAGCAUCCACCGCUGCAUCCGCUGCGCCAUGGGCUCCUAUCAGCCUGACUUCCGCCAGAACUUCUGCACCCGCUGUCCAGGAAACACAAGCACUGACUUCGACGGCUCCACCAGCGUAGCCCAGUGCAAGAAUCGUCAGUGUGGUGGGGAGCUGGGUGAGUUCACUGGCUAUAUCGAGUCCCCCAACUACCCAGGCAACUACCCAGCUGGCGUGGAGUGCGUCUGGAAUAUCAACCCCCCGCCCAAGCGCAAGAUCCUUAUCGUGGUACCCGAGAUCUUCCUGCCGUCUGAGGACGAGUGUGGGGACGUCCUCGUCAUGAGAAAGAACUCCUCCCCAUCCUCCAUAACCACCUACGAGACCUGCCAGACCUAUGAGCGCCCCAUCGCCUUCACCGCCCGCUCCAGGAAGCUCUGGAUCAACUUCAAGACAAGCGAGGCCAACAGUGCCCGUGGCUUCCAGAUCCCCUAUGUCACCUAUGACGAGGACUAUGAGCAGCUAGUAGAAGACAUUGUGCGAGAUGGUCGGCUCUAUGCAUCUGAAAACCACCAGGAGAUUUUAAAGGACAAGAAGCUCAUCAAGGCCUUCUUUGAGGUGCUGGCUCACCCCCAGAACUACUUCAAAUACACAGAGAAGCACAAGGAGAUGCUGCCAAAGUCCUUCAUCAAGCUGCUCCGCUCCAAAGUUUCCAGUUUCCUGAGGCCCUACAAAUAGUGCCCCUAUGCCCAAGACCCAGGUUUUGAAGACCCCAGAUUCCUCAGCCCUCAGAGCCGGCAGCCUCCACCCCCAGAUAAGGAACUCUCUCCUCUCUCUUAGAGAAAAAAAAAAAAUCACUAUAUAGACCCAAGAACUCUCCCUUUCUGUCGCUCUAGCUUCCUUUCCCUGUCUCUCUGCCUCCCUCUCUCUCUUUACCUCUCUCCUGUUUUUCCUUUUCCUGCAUUCUCCCUGGAAAAGCCAUUUAGUACUGGCUGUAUUCCCCCUGAGGGGUGCAGGAACAGUACCCCUCUCCAGCCACACUGCCCACUUUACCAGCUCACAUCCCUAACCCCUUCAGCUUAGGAGAAUGCUAGAGGCCCAGGAAAGAAGUGGGUCCGCUGGGGAAUGGGGAGGGAGAAGAGGGGCUUCUGCCAUUAUAAGGUUGUGCCUUACUAGUCAGGAACCAAAAUGUCCCCUGGCUGGGCCCCCCAGCUGCCCCCCUCCCCCCAGGUGAUUCUAACAGCCCAAGGUUCUGCCAAAGAGGCCUUUGACUUACAGGCUUAAUGCUAGCACUGGUCCUCUGGGGCACGUGGUGUGAGCUCUGGACCUCGGGUUUGAGCUCUGGACCGCCCACACAGCCGCUUCCGUGUCUAGACAGCCCCUCUACUUCUGCCAUGUCUGCUUGGGUCCAAUCCACGAGGGCUUACAGAAGGCCCACACCACUGGGCUAGUGGACACAGCAAGUGAGGAAGAGCAGCAGGCAUUACCGUGUUGAAAGUGCUGCUGUCACUCCCAAUGAGAAAGACUAUAUAUAUCGCUCUGCAGGACAGAAACCAGGUUCUAUAGCAUCGCCAAGAAAAAGAAAAAAGAAAAAAAAAAAAAGCAAAGAAAUUGCAUCAUCUAAAGGACUAGACUACAGAACAACUGGAAGCCAGCCUCAAACCCUAAUCCUUUUUCUUGUCUUCCCUGGCCCAGCCAUCCCCUCCCCCUGAUCCGAGUGCUCCCUGGGGGAGCCCUACUCCCCUUGCUAAGUGUUGUCCUUAAAGAAACGUGGCUGCUAAGCAGAAGCCAGCCUGGGCCUGACCCCAGACUUGGCUUUCCCUUGUAGCCUCAGAUGGCUUGUGGGCUCCACCAAAGAGGACCCCACUCUGCAGCCAGCCCAGAGCCACCUACCUCUGGCCCCAGGCUAUGGGCAGCAAGAGGAAUGCGUGUGCACUUGGCAAGCCUUCUGCCCACCCUGUCUACAUCUAAUAAGUGCAAUCAUUACGUCUAUGUUGUCUAGAGGGAGGGGUUUUUGUUUUCUGGUUUUGUUUCUUUCUCCUGUGUUAGAGCAACCCUAUUUAUAGCUGCCCGCAACAGAAGAGUAUAUGUUUGGAGUGAAGAGAAAGGUUUUGAAUCUCAUGAACUUUGAGUGCUGGAGCAUCUGAUCUGUCUUUUCUCCUCACCCAGGGGCCAUCCACACCUCCUGAGCUCUCGGUGUGGGUAACCCAGGGCUGUAACUCCGAGGCACCUGAUGUGUAGGACAGUAAUUCUGGGGACUUUGUGGAGCAGGAAGGAGAGGGACCUGUGUUUGCUAAACCAAUCCUGCUAUCCCCAUGCCUCUCCGUGAUUCAGUAUGGACCUCAUGAUUGUAGAAGCCGAUGGAACUGGUCAGUGAUUCUCUACCCCAAGAGGGAAACCUCCAUCUUUUCCCUGCCUUCCUCCCGUUUUCCCUUGGUGUGCACAUGGAAGAGGACCAGGACAAGCCCCCUGGGGAUGGGCUGGCCAAGGGCCCUGAGGCCAGAGACAAGGCUGAGGAAGCCAAGAAUAGGACAGGUAUCCAGGCAUGAAGUUGUUUGCCUGAACUUGGCCAUUCCCUCUCUGAGUUGACUUCAAGCCUAGUUGCCUCAAUUACUGCUUUUCAAGAGGAAGAAGAAGUAAGUCCGUGCGUAAGCCUCAAUCCACUGCUGCCUGUAAAAUUAUUUUCCAUUUGUUCCUUCUCAUUCCCCCAAAGCUGUGGUCCUAUUCAAUCAAAGGCUACCAAUUGACUCAUAGUGUUUGUUUCCAAGUGACUGUUCUAGGCUACUGCUCCCCCAGGAGACUCCACACUAAGUACAGAAGCCUGACCUCCGCCCCCUUUCCCCAAUCAGUAGCAUUACUAUCCAAACAGCCUUAAGGAGUACGUAGCCAAUGUCACAGCUAUAUCCCCUCACAUCCACUAGCAACACCAUGGCUCUUAGGGGUGGAGUGUCUGUCUCCCUUCGUGUCUCUGGAUCAAAGACAGUGUCACUAUAAAGAUCCAGAAUGGCUGCCUCCAAGCAGGGAAAUGGUCAGUUCAUCCAUACUUCCUGGGAUAGGCCAUAAACACUGAUUUUUUAUUAACUUUGACCAUCCUCAUUCUCUGCCAGAAGCUAGGGUAACGUUCUGAUUCCUCUCUUCCUACCAUUUGCAUCUCUCUUAGAAAGCCAGCCGGAGUGCUUCCCAAAUUACGCCUUCAGGGUCUGGCUUCUCACACUCUUCCUUUCCUGUCACCCCCUACGUAUACAAACACACGUCCUCCAAUCGUCUAUUCCAUGGUUUCUGGGACCUGCAAAUGAUUUCCAGUUUGGAAAGUACAGGCCACUAACUAGGCUUCUUAACUGAUGUCAAGGCAGAUCUUGGAGAGCAGGCGAAGACCUGCUAAAGUCCACCAAGUUUAAUUUAGGUUGUCCAGAUUGGGGGGUGGGGGAGGUGUAAGAACCCAGACAGCUGUCCACUGAACCUAUGGAGGAAGCCAGCCCUGAGGCAUCAAACUAACUGAAUGAGGAGUCAACACUCAGGGACUCUCCCAGUGGUUCUCAACCUUCCUCAUGCCACAGCCCUUUAAUACAGUUCCUCAUGUUGUGGUGACCCACAACCAUCAAAUUAUUUUCGUUGCUACUUCAUAACUGUAAUGUUGCUACUGUUAUGAAUCGUAAUGUAAAUAUCUGAUAUGCAGGAUGUAUUUUCAGGGGUCGCAACCCAGGCUGGGGAAGUGGAAAGAUGGUGUAAAUGGGAAUCCUUCAUGAAUCAGCCAGAGGCCGCGCAGCAGGAUGGGUGUUUACAGGGCCACAGUACUCAUGGUUGUAAGGCUUCAUUUCUCUUAGUACAAAACCUGCCCUGAUCUCAGUCUGGGAAUGGGAAGCCAUUUCUGCAGGGGCUCCGAGCAUCAAGUAAUGCGUAUCACAAAGGCACUUAGAGCCUCAGCAACAUGUAAUCCCUUUUACUUCUCUGCCUACCUCUUUCUGUAUUGGACCAGGCCCAUUCACUAAGCCUGAGGGAACUCAGUGAGAACAAAAUGAUCAGAGUCUGGCUGUGAGCUGCCACCUGCCCUAGGCCUACAGAUGCCCAGAGGCUGGCACUGAGCUAUGACUGCUCUGACUUCCCCAGGAUUGAUUGGUUUAGUUUGGUGGAGGCUCAUAUUUGUUGCUGAAAGUUCAGUAAUACAGUCCUGAUUUUUGGUACUAAUGAAACUUUAUAUAUUUGAGAAUGUUCUCCAUAUGCAUAUUUAAGGUGAUUCUGGAAUGGAUUAGGAGGUCAUAUCUCAAAAUGUCAGAAAACGUUUUGAAGCAUUCAAACUUUUGUAUUUGCUGCUUAACCUCAAUAUAAGAGGCUCAAACUAGGAGACAAAGGGAGACAAAGGAUAAGUGACCAUUGCCAGGAAAUAAUGUUAAUCUGCUUGGCUUCUGAAGCACAGUAAGAAAAAAGUGGAAGCAAAUAACACAAGGAUGUCUUUAAAUUCAACCUGUCUAAAUGGUAGCACAUCCUGUCCUUGGGCCAUUAUUUGGACUAGUAACCCUUUAAGAAAAUAUAUGAUUACAGGGAAUAGAAUCCCCAGUUCUGUUAUCAGCCUAUCUAGACAAGAGACUAUAGUAGUAUGGACAAACUGAAAACUUCAUUCAUUCAUGUGAGUUGAACUGAAGUUUCAGAAUAACCAUUCUCACAUAGGAGGUUUUCUUUUUUCCAUGCAGAAGAAAUCUCAAAAUAUUGUAUUUAUAUCUGCCUUCCACUGCUGCCGAUAUAACAAGUAUCUCCUACACAAUCAACAAUAAACAGUAAACGAUGCAGUUCAUAGAAUAUUUUGCACUUGGAGAAAAAAUGUAUCUGAACUUGUAAAAAGAAAUGUUUGGAUUUUGUAUUGUCCUUUUUUAUUAUUAUUAUUAUUAAAAUACUUAAUGAAA
Myotis daubentonii (Daubenton's bat) is the source of this 7644-nucleotide messenger RNA. RefSeq names its product signal peptide, CUB domain and EGF like domain containing 3 (gene SCUBE3). Gene Ontology annotation, cellular component: cell surface. Gene Ontology annotation, molecular function: calcium ion binding. Lineage: Eukaryota; Metazoa; Chordata; Mammalia; Chiroptera; Vespertilionidae. The record is from RefSeq and is a predicted model, not a curated record. Gene Ontology annotation, biological process: signal transduction.